Messenger RNA from Paramisgurnus dabryanus, 682 nucleotides. Its product is annotated as histone H4. The record is from RefSeq and is a predicted model, not a curated record. Lineage: Eukaryota; Metazoa; Chordata; Actinopteri; Cypriniformes; Cobitidae. Gene Ontology annotation, cellular component: nucleosome. Gene Ontology annotation, molecular function: protein heterodimerization activity; DNA binding; structural constituent of chromatin.
AUGUCUGGAAGAGGCAAAGGUGGUAAAGGACUCGGGAAAGGAGGCGCUAAGCGUCAUCGUAAGGUUCUCCGUGAUAACAUCCAGGGUAUCACCAAACCCGCCAUCCGUCGGCUCGCUCGCCGUGGUGGUGUCAAGCGUAUCUCCGGGCUUAUUUACGAGGAGACCCGCGGUGUGUUGAAGGUCUUUCUGGAGAAUGUUAUCCGUGAUGCCGUCACCUACACCGAGCACGCCAAGAGAAAGACCGUCACCGCUAUGGAUGUCGUGUACGCGCUGAAGAGACAGGGACGCACACUGUAUGGUUUCGGAGGUUAGACGACAAAGAAAAUCAAAACUCAACGGCUCUUCUAAGAGCCACCCAAACUUUCAUCUAAAGAGCUGAACCUUUAAAUUAUAAAAGUUUAAUUGUUUUUAUAAUGUUUGAGUCGCGUUCCUCAACGUACACUUUCUGACACUGAUAAAAGAUAUUUUUUGUUGUUGUUUGUGUUGAACUAUUUAUCGAAACUUUUCAUUGAGCACUAAUCCCUCGGUUAGUAAUUAUAUUCUUUCUUUGUUUUUCUUUGGGAUUGUUUUGACGAGUGUUAAGAGUCUGUUUAACUCGACGUUUAAAGAUGCGUUUGUGGUCCAGAUAAUCGCAAUACGAGAACAUAAAGAGGAUCUGAGCAAAUCUAUAGCAAAGGCGAAA